This is a messenger RNA of Meleagris gallopavo (turkey), 9067 nucleotides long. NCBI's taxonomy places the organism in Eukaryota, Metazoa, Chordata, Aves, Galliformes, Phasianidae. The record is from RefSeq and is a predicted model, not a curated record.
CUGACCCUCGAGUGCAUCUUUCAGUUUAGGUUACUGCUGAUUUGAUCCUCUGGAAUCUGCAGAAGGAAGGUCAGCCAGCCGCUGCGAAUAGCAGAGUAACAGGAGUGGAGCUCUGGAGCAGGAUCGCUGAGAGAUGUGUGAACACGCAUAAGCACAGCUGAGCUGUCAAGUAUUUCUGCCUCAGACCUGGGCUUGUUCCCCAGGCACGGUUUGCGUGGGGUAUAAUAUCUCCUGAUACCUGGAGAUGAUGUCGGUUGAAGGGUCUACAAUAACAAGUCGGAUCAAGAACCUCCUUCGCUCUCCCUCCAUUAAGCUGAGAAGAAACAAGCCUGGGAACAAGCGUGAAGAUAUAGGAAAUAAGGUGACUUUGGAGAAGGUGCUGGGGAUAACUGUGUCAGGAGGCAGAGGAUUAGCCUGCGACCCCAGAACUGGCCUCGUUGCUUAUCCAGCUGGGUGUGUUGUUGUGCUGUUCAACCCUAGAAAAAAUAAGCAACACCAUAUUCUAAACAGUUCCAGGAAAACAAUUACAGCACUCGCUUUCUCUCCAGAUGGAAAAUAUUUGGUUACAGGAGAGAGCGGGCACAUGCCAGCUGUUCGGGUGUGGGAUGUGGCCGAACGAACCCAGGUGGCGGAGCUCCAGGAGCACAAGUAUGGGGUGGCCUGUGUGGCAUUCUCUCCCAGCUCCAAGUACAUUGUGUCCGUGGGGUACCAACAUGACAUGAUAGUCAACGUGUGGUCAUGGAAGAAAAACAUUGUUGUGGCAGCCAACAAAGUCUCAAGUAAAGUGACAGCUGUGUCAUUCUCAGAGGACUGCAGUUACUUUGUCACUGCUGGAAAUCGGCACAUCAAGUUCUGGUAUUUGGAUGACAGUAAGACCUCCAAGGUCAAUGCCACAGUCCCCUUACUAGGUCGCUCGGGAUUGCUUGGAGAACUGAGGAACAACUUCUUUGCAGAUGUGGCAUGUGGAAGAGGCAAAAAAGCUGACAGCACUUUCUGUAUCACAUCUUCAGGCCUGCUGUGUGAAUUCAAUGAAAAAAGGCUGUUAGACAAAUGGGUGGAGCUGAGGACUACUGUGGCAAACUGCAUCUCUGUGAAUCACGAUUACAUCUUCUGUGGCUGCGCUGAUGGCACCGUGCGGAUUUUUAACCCUCUGAACCUUCACUUUGUCACCACACUGCCGAAGCCGCAUUUUUUAGGAACAGACAUCGCGAGUGUGACUGAAGCCAGUCGUCUUUUCUCCGGUAUGGCUGAUGCGAAGUAUCCAGACACAAUUGCCUUGACCUUUGACCCCACCAACCAGUGGCUUUCCUGUGUAUACAAUGACCACAGCCUGUAUGUAUGGGAUGUCAAAGACCCGAAGAAAGUGGGCAAGGUCUACUCUGCUUUGUAUCACUCAUCCUGUGUGUGGAAUAUUGAGAUAUAUCCUGAGGUAAAGGACAGCAAUCAGUCAUGCCUCCCCCCUGGUUCUUUCAUCACCUGCUCCUCUGAUAACACCAUUCGUCUGUGGAACACUGAGAGCUCCAACAUUCAUGGCACUGCCUUGCACCGCAACAUCCUGAGCAAUGACUUGAUGAAAAUCAUCUAUGUAGAUGACAACACUCAGGUACUUCUGGACACAGAUUACAACUCAGGGGGAAGUGCAGACAAAGCUGAUACACAAGUGAUGGACACAAAGGUGGGGAUACGCACUGUCUGUGUGAGUCCCAGUGGGGAGCACCUGGCCUCGGGGGACAGGAUAGGCACUCUCAGGAUAUAUGAAUUGCAGUCUCUGCAGGAAAUGCUGAAGGUAGAAGCUCAUGACUCUGAGAUUUUAUGCCUGGAGUACUCCAAACCUGACACAGGGUUAAAGCUCUUAGCCUCAGCCAGUCGGGAUAGAUUGAUUCAUGUCUUGGAUGCUGGAAAGGACUACAGCCUGCAGCAGACCCUGGAUGAACAUUCUUCUUCCAUCACUUCUGUGAAGUUUGCAGCCAAUGAUGGGAAAGUGCGAAUGAUAAGCUGUGGGGCAGACAAGAGCAUUUAUUUCCGCACUGCGCAGAAGACAGGGGAAGGAGUUCAGUUUACCCGAACACAUCACAUUGUUAGGAAGACCACUCUGUAUGACAUGGAUGUGGACCCCAGCUGGAAAUAUGCAGCUAUUGGCUGUCAGGAUCGUAACAUCAGGGUCUUCAACAUAAGCAGUGGGAAGCAGAAGAAGCUGUACAAGGGAUCCCAAGGUGAAGAUGGCACCCUCAUCAAAGUGCAAACGGAUCCCUCUGGGCUUUAUAUUGCAACCAGUUGUUCUGACAAGAACCUCUCCAUUUUUGAUUUCUAUUCGGGCGAGUGUGUUGCAACCAUGUAUGGGCACUCAGAAAUUGUGACUGGGAUGAAAUUCAGUAAUGACUGCAAACAUCUGAUCUCUGUUUCUGGUGACAGUUGUAUCUUCAUCUGGCGUCUGAGCUCAGAGAUGACCAUCAACAUGCGGCAGCGACUAUCUGACAUGAAGCAGAGAGGGAAGCAGGCAGAAAAGUCUCCUCCACACAAGACAGCUGGACUUAUGAGGCAUGAAUCCAUCUCUGCCCUAUCCUCUGUGCCAGCACUUUCAUCAGACAGUGACAAGGAUGGUGAAGAUGAAGGGAACGACGAAGAUGAAUUAAGUGGGCUGCAGUCGUUCCAUGUUCAGUCCAACUGCAACACUGAGAGAGACUCAGAUCCAGAUCUUACCCUCUCAAGAAGCCUUUCCCAUUGGGAAAUGAGGAGGGCCAAAGAGAUAGCAGCAAUCCAGCGUUCGGAGGCACCAAUGAGCAAAGUGCCUCGACAGCGUGGGCGCUGGUCCCAGCCAACCAACAAUAUAGAAAUGACUGUGAAAUCCAUGCUUGACUUGCGUCAGUUGGAGUCUUUCUCUGUUUCCCGUUCUCCAAGUCGAGAUUCAUUGUCUCAAAACAGCAAUGGGGAUGAUAGAGAAGAACAUGCAGAUCUCCCUGUGCACAUCAACAAAGUUGGAAGCUCAAUAGCUCCCCAAGACAACCGAUCUUGUGUACGGCCUCAAGUGAUUCGGCUCCUGUCUUGUGAAGAGGGUAUUUUCUCUCAGGAACUGGAACCAUCUGAGAGUGAGGAGUGUGUAAUCUACCCUGAGCAAGAUGAAAUCCAUCCCACAGACCCUAGCAGCGAGUACCAGGUAAAAGCACUGCCCCAUGGCAAGCUAAAUAGAAGUUAUCAGACCAAUGGAUGUCCAGACAAACACAGUCCAGACAGUGCCUGCUCUGUAGAUUACAGCAGCAGUCGUCUUUCCAGCCCAGACCAUCCAAAUGAAGAUUCUGAAAGCACUGAGCCCCUGAGUGUGGACGGCAUCUCAGAUCUGGAGGGAGAGGAAGGAGAGGAGGAUGUGGGUACCAACGUGCCAGUGGGAGAAAUUCCUCAGGCACCUGAUCAGGAGAAGUUCCUCAAGCAGCAUUUUGGGACCCUGGACAGCACUGAUGGAAAAGGUGGUUCAUGUAGGAGUCUGGAAAGAACUGAAAACCUCAGCAUUUCAUCUCGCUUUCUUUCCCAGUCUCCAGCUCUCAGGCGCUUGUCACUCUCCUCAUCGAAUCUGAUACUGGAUUCAAAGUCCAUUGAGUCUCCAGCUCCAACCAGUCGACUUACUCAAGACCUGUUGAAAAAUGACAGCAGCCAUUCUGCUGAUUCUUUGGAAAACAGCUGCCUCUUGGAUAAUGUAAAUUUGCAUCGGGCUGUUUAUGCCCAGAAAAAACGCAAGUCGGCCUUGGAGACCAGCAGAGUUGGUAUGGCUCCUGGACGAGUUAUUGCAUCCUUUCCAGAAGGCCCUGUGAAUGCAGUGAUGAGAAAGGCACAGUCAGUUCACGACCUUGUUCAUGAGGAUAAGGGUCCUGGAGUGGUAUCUUCUGCCAAGCAGCGUCCUCAUACUCUUAUGGUGGUUGAGAAGGAUCCCAGACCUAAUAAUUGCAGGGCGUUAUCAUCCAGUCUGUUGAAGAUGGAUGGAUCUGGUGCUCUGCUGGCCAAAGAUGUCAGGGCUGCAAAACCAAAGUCCUACAUGAACCCUACAACCAGCUUCCGGGCUAAGAUGUCAAGGAGCAUAUCUGUAGGGGAAAAUCUGUACCUUGGUUGCUCCACCGAUGUGUUGACUGAUGGGAGAACUAGCCCUCCAGCAGCAGAGAAGACACAGUUCAGUCCCACGGCAGAUGCUGAGAAGAUGAAGUUAACAGUAAAAGAAAAUUUUCCAGUGAAGCCAGCACUUCAGCCAGUUGUAAACUGCUUGUCUCCCAAGUCCUUUCACAGCAAGUUGGCAUCAUCAAACCGAGCACACCUGAUUCUCGACAUUCCUAAGCCAUUGCCGGAUAGACCCACACUGGCCUCCUUCUCACCCACUACCAAAACCAAAACCCUGCUUGAGCCACAGUCUCCCCAGUCACCUGCUGGGGCCUGUAAAAAGAAAUCCUCAUUCCCUGAGGUUCGAACCUCCAAGAAGGAGAAUCAAGCUGCUGGGACUCUGGUUCCUGGUAGAGAGAAUUCAACAGGACUUGCUAAGGAGAACCCAGUAGAGAGUCCAAUUGCAAGGACAGGUUGCCAGUUUGAGCCGGGGGUCACAAAUCUAAAACUGAGGGAGUUUUCAGAGAUCCGGCAACUGAAGUCUCCUGAAAGCACACUGCCCAGUUGUAAGGAGAGGACCACCGGCAUCGCCUGUGUGCUAGACAACCAACCUGGACUUUGCCCACUAGACCCCAUCAGGCCGAGGUCUCCUACAUCUGUAACUGCCUUGGCACAGGUCUCAGAAUCGAGCAUCAGUGUGGAGCAAUGUGAGCAUGUGGUAUCUGAGCUCCAGGACAGCAUGCGCAAAGCUAUUCAUCUUUACCGUGCGGUGCUAAAUGAUACAGAGUCAUCUACUGACAAAGAUAAAAUAGCAGGCCUCCUGACAGAAACAUUUUCCUUAAUGAAGAAAGAGUUGGACUCCCUGAAGGAUGAGGAAGAACUGCCGAAGGUUAAGGAGGUACUGCCAAAGCCACAAGAUACUGCUAGGUCACUAAAUGACAAAUGUGGUGCCAAUCUACCAAGUCCCAAGAGCUUAGGAGAUGAGCAGACACUAGCUUUGCUGGAACAGUACUCGGAGUUAUUGUUACAAGCUGUGGAACGACGCAUGGACAAAAAACUCUAAAAGUGGUGUCUUUCAGGUGUUUGUGAAUACACAGAAAUAAUCCGAAGAGGAGGACCACAGAGAGAUAUUCAGACCAAUGCUAUCAUCACACUGGUCUAGAGCUGGUGGGGUGACCUUUGUAAACUGAUUUCCUCAGGCCCCUACAGUUGACUUGCUCUAAUUCUUAGGAAUGUGCUGGGCACAGUUUUAACAUUUUUUUCCAAUUGUCUUCAAGUUCCUGUCUCUAGAUCGUCUCUAGACAAAGUUUUGAAAGAGGAGUUUGGAGAAAUUGCCUUGAAAUUUCUUCAUAGCCAGGAGGUCAGGAUGUUUGGCAUCUAAAGAAACAAAGAAAAUCUCAUUUAUCCAAGAAAUUCUGAACUGCGGACCGAAAACGAAGGAGUCCAAGUGAAGCCAAUCCCUUCUUCUCUAAAGCUUUAGGAGAAUCAAGAAGCAGACUUUUUAUGGGUUUAUUUAUUAAUUUAUUUUUUCUGACUGUUGCUCUAUGUCACGUUUGUGACUAGUAUCUAUCCUUUAACAAAAAAAAGUCAAUCUCUUGCCAUAUCCCAGCGAGAAACAAUCUCUGUAUUAUAAAUCUCCAAGAGGGAGACAGGCUGGAGUGUCUGUGCAAUUAAUGAACUGGUUUCUGCUUAAAUUUUUCUUGCUGUUCUUUCUUUUCCUUCCAUAGUUCAUUACUUGGAGUAAUCCUGCUGUUGUUUUGACUACUCUUGUCUGCUUUUCUCUUUGUUUCACAAGACAGUCCUCAUACCUGUAUUUUAUCUGCAUUCGCCUCCAGGGGGAAGACUCCACAACCCUUGGGCCAAGCUUUGGAGUUUGUCUAACAAAAUCAGUAGUGGUAUUUUUUAAUCUGGAAUUUGAUGUUAUGUUGAUGUUCUCCAGACUAGGUUUUUCUGCAGACAUUUUAAAAAGGAAGCUAUAUACAAAGAGGAAAGUUCAUUUCAGCCACCUUUCACAGUUAGGAAUUGGAUAUCAACUUUGAUGUUAUCAUUACUGGGAAAUUUGGGGAUAUGAUUUUAUUUGUGGAGAAAUCACACUGAAAGUCUGGUUUCCAACAGCAUAACUCUGGAGUUGAGAAAUCUUCAGUACAACUGCUCAUCCGUAUGAUUUGUUGAUUUCAGUGUCUUGAUAGAAGAUUUUUUUUUCUUGUUCCAGGAAAACAGAAUACUUACAUCUCAAGAAAGCUGGGAUUCUUGUCCAUUUUGUAAUUCUGUUCCAAAUACCCAUAAAAAAUGGUUUACCAGGAACGUACCAAAACAUUUUUGAAUGUGGUUAUUGCUAUUCCCACCCCCAACCUCUCUUAAUUAGUUUAAUUAAUUUCUUGACUGACAAAUGGAAAAUCAUCUCCUCUUGCAUUUGUGUGUACAGUACUCUUCUCACCUUCUCUAAGACUAUGCUAACUUUUAUUUGUUAAGACUUAAAACUUUCCAGUGAUAUUUUAUUAGUCAACAAUAAGCUAUAAAACAAACAAACAAAAAACCUCCCACAAUGAACCAGCAAUAAAACUCUUCAGUACCUUCCCUCAUAAUUCUCACUCCUUUCCACAAUCUCCUGAUUUACUUGCAUUUAUUUUAAGGCAGAGCAGUGUACUUCCCAUUUGUACUCCCAGUUUAUAAAACUAAUGCAAGUAACAAGCUUUCAUGUGAGUGAGAGAAUGCUAGUAUCUGUGGCGUCCACUUACAGGUAGCUAGACUGCAUCAGUUUGUUUAUGUGCUGAAAGCUUGAAGCAGUCUUCUUUCAUUUUGCUGUCCUGGCUGUCAUCUCUCUGAAGCCCUAUGGCACUUGAAAAUGCUGUCUGUUGGCUUGCUUUGCUUUCUCUUUCUGUGACUGGGGAUUUGCAGUGCAGCCUUCUUUUACUACUGGGCCAGCCAGACUGGUGUAGGAUGGCUUAUUUCUUCAGUAUACUCUAGGGCUGAAUAAUCUGCAGUUGUCACUAUUCCCUUGCCUGAUCACUACUGCUCAGUGCUUUGCAAUGUGGCAGUACGUGGAGCACUUUCAGAGCUUUCUAACUGCUUCUGUCUCUAAUGUAAAUCUGCCUCAUUGAGUGUUACAGGUGUCCUUGCUAACCUUUCUUUCCAUGGACUUGUACUGAAACUUUAGAAGUGGUAUCUUCUAGUCCUGUCUCAUCAUUGUGCUAUGCUGAACUGAUUGGUGUGCUGGAUCCCAUAGGCAGAGAGGUUUUUAUGAAGACAAAUUGAAAAGUAUAGAAACUUUCUGUCGGUUUCCUUGAGUAAAAAGAUGUGCUGGAGAUGCUACAAGUGGAGUGUCUGGUGGCAGUUGUGUUGGGCUGUGAUGGAGUUAGUGUGAGUCAAGCUUGCUUUUGGGAUGAUUAGUUUCUCCUCUUUCAGACUGUGAACAUAUGUCCUAGUAACUUCUUGCUGUACUGGGACCUCAAGACACUCAGGUAAAAUAGCAGCCCCUUCAACCCAGGUAUCUUUUGGUACUGAAGAUUAUGGUUUGAGGGGUCUUUAUUCUAUUUCCUUGUGCAGUUUUAUUAUCCAUUUCAUUAUUUCAAUUAUGAGGUAGUGGCAAAAACGGUCAGAGAGAGCCAGUGUUCAGAGCAAAGUUCACACCAAACUGUAGGGCAACAACAACCAGUGAAACUGGCAUAGCAAUACAAUUCCAAUGCUCCUUGGAAAGAAGACGUGUGAAGCAAAUAGGAUUUUUAAGCUGAUCAGAGUAGGUUUUGCUUCCUGGAUUGGAUUUUGCCUGGGCGUCAUGGCUGCAUGCAGGAAACCAGAGGUAAAUUCUGCCUGGAAUGAUGGAAAAAGAGGCAUCAGGCAAGUGGCUGAGCUGAUGGAGAGUGGUUGUGUAGUUUAAAGUAGAAUAGUAUAUAUAGGAUGUUAAGGAAAAGAGAGUAGAGGUAGAGAUAGUCUUGGUCCAAAGAACAUUGUUUGGCCAGUAACCGUUUAAGAUGAAGUAUGGAAAAGCUUCAGGAAAGUAGAUUUAGGACUGAGGUGGUGAUCUGUAAUUGCUGAAUGAAUCAGAAGGUGUUUUUAAAAAUGUCCUGUCAGGCCUCUUGUUUCUUUGCUUGCUGUCCUCUGAGCAAAUGUUUAUUAAAAGGCAUAAGUGUCAGCUGUUUGCCCAAGGUUUGGAAGUUAACUGAGAAUUCAGUUGAAGAGAUGCUAGUGCCACAUGUGUGUUGAUGCUUAGUAUUUGAGGUGAAUGCAACUGUCUCUUUCCUGCCAAGUUCCUAUUGUUAGCAGUGGGAAAUAAUCCUAAAAGUUCUAGUUUACAGUGCAGAGCACAAAUGGGAUAGAUUCUGUUGCACGUUGUGAGUACAAUUUGCUACAGGCUCUUGGUGAGGCCAGACAGAAAAACAAAUGAUAAUUGCUUAGAAAGUGAAAAGGUCUUUGGGAGAAGGUAGUGAGCUUGAGCCUAUCCCUCUUACUGGUUUGUGAUCCCUCAUUCAGGUUUAUGUGGGAACAGAUACAACCAGACACCUGUACUAAAACAAGUUGGUUGUUUAGCAUAGUCUGUAUUAAGAAUUUAGACUUACCAUGCUUUUUGUCCUCUCAUACCCAGCAUUUCUGGUCAAAAUGAGAAUUGUGUAUUUUUCCCCAUCUUGCUUAUAAAUAGCAUUGCUGUAGGACCCUUGCUUUGCUUGUAGGCCUCUGAGGUGAUGCAGGGGGAGGUCAGCAGGCUCAGUGUUCUUCCUGGGCAGUGGCUGCAGCCUCCUUCAGCGUGCCCAGACCGUGUGUUUACGUGGGUCCGUUGUUUCUCCUGCCUCUUCUCUCAGGUGUCUCCUUUCUCUUGGCUCUCCCAAGUGACUGUUGGGGCAGGCCUUAGAGUUUCUUCACCAAAACCCCCCUUUUUGCAGAAUCCAUCGUACCCUUGUAGAGAAACACCCUCAUUCUCUGGAGCAGAAACGUACAAACUUUUAAUUUUUUUAAAGAAAGAAUAUGUAUAUAAUUAUCUAUUAAAAAAAAA